ACAUGGAAAAUCAAACUGAGAUGAUCAUGUACAUAAAUAUACAUUAAAUAUCAAUCAGAUGCGCGUUACUAUGGCAACGGGAACGUGCGGUUUGUGGUCUGUAUUUGUGUAAUGUAAGAAGUUUAUCACCUGUGUCUAUUUUUUCGGUUACAGUGUCAAGUACAAUCUGUAGCGAGGCGUUCGAGCGCAAUAUAAGCUGCUGUUCUUUUCUUAAAGUAGUCUAAAACAGCGCAUGUGAUGGCGAGUACAGCGACAGACCAAAAUACAACGUUUCAAAUCCGACCUGAUUUAAAAGACAAAUUCCGGAGCACUGUGGUUCGAGAAAUCAUCCACAGCACACUUGUAGAACAGCUCACUGGGUUUGUGUAUAAUGCUGAGGCUGGAGAGGAGAUGACCAAGCAAAUAGCAGAUUUACUGAGAAAUAAAUUGCUUGAAUUGAAUCUUCCCCGCUACAAGUUUCUAGUCAAUGUGGUUAUUGGAGAACAGCGAGGAGAAGGGGUCAAAGUGGGCGCCCGUUGCCUUUGGGAUGCGGAUGCUGAUAGUUAUGCCUCAGACGUAUUCCUAGCGGAAACUUUCUUCUGUUCAGCAGCCGUUUUUGCCAUCUACUUCUACUAGCUUUGGAAAAAGUUGCUAUGGAAGUUUUUGUCUUAUGAAGAAACGUGAUGUGAAAACUUUGGUGCAUGGUUUUAUAUUUUCCAAAGAAGAAAGUUACAGUUUAUAGGAUUCAUUAGUAAAUUCUAGUUUCUAGGGCUGUGACAUUAAUAGGUUUUCUAUGAUGUCAUUUCAUAUUUAAUAGCUUUGCCUAUACAGACUAUUCCAUACUAAAUGCGGGCCUCAUUUCUUUUAGUGUUCUUUGAAUGAUCUGAUCAACCUGUCUUAGGAAAGCAAAAUGUAGGACUUUAGCCCCUCCCCAAACAUUUGCUGCAGUGAUAGAGGCACUCAUUGCAAAUGGUUUAUUAAACAUCUUUUUUCUUCUUCUUUCUUUCAUCUUCUUCUUCUUCAUUUUCUUCUGCUUCUUCUUCUUCUUCUUUUUCUUCUUCUUCUUCUUCUUCUUCUUCUUCUCUUCUUCUUCUUCUUUUUUGAAUUAGUAAUAUGAAUUUGGUUAGUGUAAACCUAAACAAAAUUUGUGUCAUCCAGUUUGAUGCAAUUUUUUGUCUGGUUUUCAUGUUUGUUUUCAGUAUACCUCUCUUUUCUGGUUCUUGCCAUUUACAUGAUGUUACAGAGAUUUUAAGUUGUUAAGUAUCUACUGAGAAACUGAAUAUCUGCAGUGAUGUGAAUACUUGUUCUUAGGUUAAAGAAUACUGAAUGUGCCAGUUGUAAAGUGUGUCCAGUGUUUUAUUUAGUUUCCAGUGACAAGUAAUUUGGUAAGUACAGUAACAUUCUGAUGAAAACUGGCUAAUUUGUAAAUAUGUCAGGGAAAUCUAGUCAUGUUUUGGUUUUGUUUUGUUUUUCUUCUUCUUUACAAAGACCAUUCAUUGAAAUACAUUUGUAUCAGAAUGAUUAGAGAUACUUUCAUCUUGAAAAUACCUUAGGGCAUUAAGAAUUUGUUUUAUGUAGAAAAGAUUUUCUCAUUUGUAACUGAAUGGGCCUUGGGGAAAACUAGUUUCUGUAGAAUUUAUGCUAUCUGUCUGUCUAGUAUAAAGAAGUAGAAAGAUUAAGUAUUUGGGAAUAUGGUAUAGUAAUCCCAUGAUUCAUUGAGAAUAUUUGUUGAGCUAUUUUCUAUAUUUUUUUCUUUCAAAUUUACUCACUCUACAGUAGUGUUUAUUAAAGGACUGUAAUGUUUUUUUUAUACAAUGCUGCAGUAUAUUUCAUUGUAAAUAAAGCAUUCCUAAAGAACUUUUCUCCAAUAGCAAUUGUUUUAUCAUAUAUAUUCUUAUUGGAAAGGCCCCUAAGUCAAAAGAUAAUACAUUUUGGAACUUCUAAAAUAGAAAUGGUAGGAUUGAUAAUAUUAUUUAGAACCUUUUUUUUAAAGUUAGAUCUAGAUAAGUAUUUGUGCCAUUACUGACAUGUCUUUCAAGUGUUACCAAGUAAUAGCUAUAUAGAACACACUAUAUCUUUAGUUCAGAAUAUUGCACUUUCCAUACCAUCCCUUGGAUUAUCACCAGUCUUACUAUGAUAUAUGCAAACUUUAUGUUACAUUAUUUUUACAAAAGUUUGACUUGGUUUUGUACAUACAUAUAGUGUGCAGUAUGGAUAAAUAUGAUGUACAUAUUUUGGGUUGGUUCACGUUGAUUCUAUAACUGGAGGGAUGUUGACCUGCAUAAAAUGUAAAUUUAAUGUCAGUUUGGACCUUUUAUUGCUGUCUUUGGUCAGUUGUUUCUCAUUUAUGGUAAUCAUAACCAAAGUUGAUAUGUUACAUAUCUUAAGUACUUAUACUGUAAUAUCUUUGUUAUUUUUUAAUGUAUUCAAAUUUGCUUCAGUAAGUUACUGUUAUUAAAAAUGUUACUUUUAAUGAACGUAAAACAUGAUGUAAGGCUUAUAUGAUUUUGAAAGUGUUGUCUGACUAGCAUAAUGUCCGUCCUCACACACCAUUUGUUAAUAAUGUAUGAUUAGGUUUAUCUCUAUUUUUAAACACUUAGCAUUGUGCCUAUGCAAAAUUAGAAUAGCUUACAGUGAAAGAGCUGCAGUAGUUCAUAGAUUGCCUUCAUUACCAUUACCUUAACUGCUGUGCCUUCAGCCAUAUGUCUUUGUUGUACAUACACUUUUAGUUGCUAUUUUCGCCAUGCUCAGUAUAUAUCAUGAAUUAUAUAUAUUAAAACAUAUUUCUUGUAAAUGUUUUUUGUUCCUCAUACAGUACCACAUUUCACGACAGCAAUGAUAAUUCCUGAAUAAGAUGUUUUGUUACUAUAUUGUAGUAUUAUCAUCUCAGUAAAAACAACAAUUUCAAAUGGUAUUAGGCCAAAUUUUCCCCAACAACAUUCAAGGUUUCAAAUUAUGCACAAGGAAUUCUAUGCUGUAUGUUUGUUUUGUCUUCCUUGCUUUCUUUCAUUCUCUUUCUUUCUUUUUUCUUUUUCUCUCUUUUUUUCUUUCUUUCUUACUUUCUUUUUAUUUUUAUUUUUUUUUCUUCAACUUUAUAUAUUAAUUUUUUCAAUAUUACCUGUAGAGAAUGUAGGUGAUUUGAUUUAGACAUUGUUAGAGGAUGCAAAUAUAUAAUGAAAUGGUUUGGUGUUGCAUAAAGAGUUAGUCUAGAAUUGCAAUGCUUAAACAGGUGUUGUAAAGAGGAGUGUUUGGAAUGGGACAGUAACAUCUGGAAGAGCUAAAGAAGUGAGGGGUGAUUGGAAAGGUAUUUUAACAAUUUUAUGUCUUAAAUCAAUUUGUAAUGAAUUAUAACUCAUACAAACAUCCAGAAUAGAAGAAAAAAUAUAUUACAGCUUUAAUAAUGAAGUUUACAUAAACU
This is a messenger RNA of Penaeus vannamei (Pacific white shrimp), 3397 nucleotides long. RefSeq names its product dynein light chain Tctex-type protein 2B. The record is from RefSeq and is a predicted model, not a curated record. Lineage: Eukaryota; Metazoa; Arthropoda; Malacostraca; Decapoda; Penaeidae. Gene Ontology annotation, molecular function: dynein intermediate chain binding. Gene Ontology annotation, biological process: microtubule-based movement. Gene Ontology annotation, cellular component: cytoplasmic dynein complex; cytoplasm.